Molecule: messenger RNA, 618 nt
Organism: Entamoeba invadens IP1
Lineage: Eukaryota; Evosea; Mastigamoebida; Endamoebidae
Exons: 1
Coding region: 1-618 (205 amino acids)
Biological process (GO): signal transduction
Cellular component (GO): plasma membrane
Molecular function (GO): GTP binding; GTPase activity; GDP binding
Source: RefSeq, a predicted model, not a curated record
AUGACAAAGUCAAGAUUCAAAGUCACAGUAGUUGGCCAAAGUAAUGUUGGUAAAACUUCUUUGAUAAUAAUGCUUGUUUCCAAUCAUUUUGUUGUAAUAUAUGAUCCGGGAAUAGAAGACAUAUAUUUUGAAAGAUUUAAAAUUGAUUCUGAGAUGUAUGAAAUGGAUAUAAUCGAUACAUAUGGUACUAAUGAUGAUGAACUUAAUUAUUUCAAAUAUCAUAUUAUGGAGAGUGACGGUUUUGUAGUUCAAUAUUCAAUCACUUCAAAAGAGUCGUUUAACGAUGUUCCAAAUUCAAUUAACACAAUUAUGAUGUACAAACAAAUUGAUGACAUUUCGAAAAUACCUGUAGUAAUUGUGGGUAAUAAAACAGACCUUGAAAAAGACAGAGCAGUGUCGACCGAUGACGGACAAAAUCUUGCUGAAAAAUACAAUAGUCCCUUUAUUGAAAUUUCGGUAAAAAUGAAAAUUGGUGUAAGAGAUGUGUUUGAAAAGUUGUUGGAAAUAAUGAUAUUUCGAGAGAACAAAAAUCGUAAAACUGGUGAAAUGAAACAGAAUAAAGACAAAUUGAAUACAAUGAACACUGAAAAGAAUAAGAAAACGUGUCUGUUGUUAUAA